Salvia splendens (bonfire salvia) is the source of this 2133-nucleotide messenger RNA. Its product is annotated as UDP-N-acetylmuramoylalanine--D-glutamate ligase. The record is from RefSeq and is a predicted model, not a curated record. The transcript is spliced from 14 exons. Bases 27 to 1751 code for a protein of 574 amino acids. Gene Ontology annotation, cellular component: cytoplasm. Gene Ontology annotation, molecular function: ATP binding; UDP-N-acetylmuramoylalanine-D-glutamate ligase activity. Lineage: Eukaryota; Viridiplantae; Streptophyta; Magnoliopsida; Lamiales; Lamiaceae. Gene Ontology annotation, biological process: cell division; biosynthetic process; regulation of cell shape.
AGCAAAUGUUGAGCUCAUGAGUCACGAUGCUUGCAACUUCCGGAAGAAGCCUUUUACUGGAGGGAGAAUUCCGCCCAAAAAUUGAAGCUUCCAUUCCCAAAUAUGAUCUCCAAGGGCAAUCAGUUGCUUUUGGCUUUCUACGAUGCAUUAUUAUGACGUUUGGUACGUUUGGGAGUAAAACCAAGGUGAUUCUAUAUCUGCGUGGUGAGGAGUUAAUAUUUGUGUUGAGUGUCAAAAACAGAGCUGCUAUGAUUAUAGGAUUGGGGAAGUCUGGGAUUGCAGCGGCUAAACUUGCUCUUGCUAGAGGUGCUUCAGUUCUCGCCCUUGACCAGAAUGAGACGUUGAAACCGCUGGAGCAAACUAUUUUCAAUGUUAAAGAUGGUCGUUUGAAGACAAUUCUUGGUUGUUUUGAUCAUGAGUUAUUUGACGAGGCUGAUCUCAUAGUUGUUUCCCAUGGAGUUGCUCUGGAAAAUUAUUGCCUAGCAUCUUUGUUGCAAUCUGGAAAGCGUGUGAUAUCUGAGUUGGAUUUUGCUGCUGAAGUUCUCCCUCAGUGCACAAAGGUUUUAGCUGUCACAGGAACUAAUGGAAAAUCUACUGUGGCCACUUUCGCCGGACAGAUGCUCAACCAUUCCAACAUCAGAACAUUUGUUGGGGGAAACCUUGGUAUUCCUCUCUCAGAAGCAGCUUUUGAGUGCUUGUUAUCACCUCAAGAACCUUACCAGGCUGCUGUAGUGGAAGUAAGCAGCUAUCAGCUUGAAAUUCCAAACAAGUUCUUCUCGCCUUCGGUUUCUGUGAUCUUAAAUCUCACUCCUGAUCACCUAGAGAGACACAAGUCUAUGACUAAUUAUUCCAUGAUCAAGUGCCGUGUACUUUCCCACAUGAGUGGCAGAAAGAUUGCCAUUCUUCCCAUGGGAAAUCCAUAUAUAACUGAUGCCAUUGCUAGUCAUGGAAAUGAAUAUAUGUUUGCCUGGAUUGGUGCUUAUCCUGGUAUUAAAGUUGACAUGGAGCAGAAAGUAGCCAACUUCAACGUCCCCGGAAUUGGGCUUCUCUCGCAGUUGCCAUUGAAUGCAAUGAAGGCUGUUGGAACACACAAUUACUACAAUGCUGCUAUUGCUGCAUUAUCUGUUAUUGGGUUGGACGUUGGAAUUGAUACUGCAGCCAUCAGUUUAACAAUUGAUAGAUUAAAAGCUCCACCUCAUAGAAUGCAAAUUGUUCAUGAAGAUGGUAAUGGAGUAACUUGGGUAGAUGAUAGCAAGGCAACCAAUGUCGAAGCAACAUAUGCUGGCUUGACUGGUCUCAAAGAAAAGAAGGCAGUGGUUUUGCUUGGUGGUCUUUCAAAGAUGUUGGACGCCCAAGGUUCUAAUGGUUUCGAGCAUCUGAUAGAGCCAUUGAAAAACCACCGAGGUGUUGUCACUGUAAGUGAUUCAUUUCUACUUCAACAUUCUCAUUUCACUGAAGCUGUCAAAAUCAUCUUCUCCGUAAAUCAUCAUUCGUGCCUGGCCUCGUACAUCUUCAUUGUUAUCAAGUUUGGUUCUUCAGGAGCACUGAUCCAAGACACUCUAUCGUCUCAUGGUCUAGCCAUUCCUUGUUUACAAGCAAAAGAUCUUAAGGGCGCUGUGAGCUUAGCAAAGAACAUGGCAAAACCUGGGGAUGUCAUAUUACUGAGUCCAGGUUGUGCUAGUUUUGAUGAGUUCAUAAAUUUUGAGCAUAGAGGAAACUUCUUUCAAGAGCUUGAUCUAUCCAUGGUGUAGUUGAGACCAUCGACUCGUUUGUUGACGCUAGGAUUUUAAGGGGGUGACGACUUUACCAAAGCAGCCCUAUAAAAUGCGCAGAUUCUCUGAGAAAGCUGUGCCCUCUUUAGCUGCAUAAUUUCCCGACAACACAUGCCCCAAGUGGAGACUAUUUACAUACAAGCCCUCCAAUAAUUCGUGCUUUUGCUAGCUUCCCUAAUUAAAUUAGCGACCGCAUCUACUACCGAUAUUUUUGUUUUUUUUUUCUCGACAAGAAUAACAUUUUCUAGGGCAGCCUCGCCCAUGAAUUAUGUAACAUCCAUUAUAAAAAUAUUUUUUUUUUCAUUUUAACUGGUCUUGUAAACUUUACUUCUAUUUUUGUUAAUAUAUUUUUCUGCAAUGA